This is a messenger RNA of Gymnogyps californianus (California condor), 3557 nucleotides long. Its product is annotated as integrin alpha-1-like. The record is from RefSeq and is a predicted model, not a curated record. Gene Ontology annotation, cellular component: external side of plasma membrane; integrin complex. NCBI's taxonomy places the organism in Eukaryota, Metazoa, Chordata, Aves, Accipitriformes, Cathartidae. Gene Ontology annotation, biological process: cell-matrix adhesion; integrin-mediated signaling pathway; cell-cell adhesion. Gene Ontology annotation, molecular function: integrin binding. The coding region runs from base 24 to 3539 and encodes 1171 amino acids. The transcript has 30 exons.
CCCGGGCUCACAGGAGCCCAGGCAUGGCUGCCUCCUACUGGAUGCUGACAGCUUUCUUUUACUUCAUCGGCUCUUCCAAUGUUGAUGUGAAAAAUGCAAUGACCUUCAGUGGGCCUCUGGAAGACAUGUUCGGGUACACAGUUCAACAGUAUGAAAAUGAGGAAGGAAAAUGGGUACUUAUUGGUUCACCGUUAGUUGGCCAACCUGAGAAAAGAACAGGAGAUGUAUACAAAUGCCCUGUAGGAAAGGACAACCAAUCACCCUGCAUAAAACUGAACUUACCAGCUGCUACUUCAGUUCCUGACGUGAUGGAAGUAAAAGAAAACAUGACUCUUGGAACAGCCUUAGUGACUAACCCAAAAGGAGGCUUUCUGGCAUGUGGACCACUUUAUGCUUAUAAAUGUGGGCGUUUGCGUUACACAACUGGAGUUUGCUCUAAUGUCAGCUCCACUUUUGAAACUGUCGAGGCAAUUGCUCCAUCUGUGCAAGAGUGUAAAACCCAGUUGGACAUCGCCAUAGUCCUUGAUGGGUCCAACAGCAUUUAUCCAUGGGAGAGUGUCACAGCCUUCCUAAACAGCCUCCUGAAAAACAUGGAUAUAGGUCCUCAGCAAACACAGGUUGGAAUUGUUCAGUAUGGACAGACUGUAGUCCAUGAAUUUUUCCUAAAUACAUACUCAACAACAGAAGAUGUGAUGGCUGCAGCUAUGAGAAUACACCAGCGGGGUGGCACACAAACUAUGACAGCCCUUGGAAUAGAUACGGCAAGGAAAGAGGCUUUUAUUGAGGCUCAUGGUGCGCGACGAGGAGUACAAAAAGUAAUGGUUAUUGUGACUGAUGGGGAAUCACAUGACAACUACAGAUUAAAAGAAGCAAUUGAUAAUUGUGAAGAUGAAAACAUUCAGAGAUUUGCUAUUGCUAUUCUUGGCAGCUACAGCAGAGGAAAUUUAAAUACUGAAAAAUUUGUAGAGGAAAUAAAAUCAGUUGCCAGUAAGCCUACUGAAAAGCAUUUCUUCAAUGUCUCAGAUGAAUUAGCUCUUGUAACUAUUGUUGAAGCACUUGGAGAGAGAAUAUUUGCCCUGGAAGCAACAACAGACCAGCAGGCAGCCUCAUUUGAAAUGGAAAUGUCUCAAGCUGGUUUCAGUGCUCAUUAUUCUCAGGAUUGGAUCAUGCUUGGAGCAGUUGGAGCAUAUGACUGGAACGGCACAGUGCUCAUGGUGAAGGACAGUGGUAUUUCAAUGCCAACUAAUGACACUUUUCGUGACAGGCUUUCAGAAAAAAAUGAACCCCUUGCAGCCUAUCUAGGAUAUACUGUGAAUUCAGCAUUGACACCUGGAGGCAUACUGUACAUAGCAGGACAGCCACGAUACAAUCACAUUGGCCAAGUUAUCAUUUAUAAAAUGGAAGGAAAAGAGGUACAAGUACUUCAGAGGUUAAAUGGAGAACAAAUUGGGUCAUACUUUGGGGGUGUUAUUACCACAGUCGACAUCAAUGGGGACUCAUUUACAGACCUUCUUAUUGUUGGAGCUCCUAUGUAUAUGGGAACUGAAAAAGAGGAGCAAGGGAAAGUAUAUGUUUAUGGUCUGAAUAAGACAAAGUUUGAAUAUCAGAUGAGUCUUGAACCUAUAAAGCAAACAUGCUGUUCACCGUUAAAACAUGACACCUGCAAAGUUCUUAAGAAUGAGCCUUGCGGUGCACGCUUUGGGACUGCGAUUGCUGCAGUGAAGGAUCUCAAUCUUGAUGGAUAUAAUGACAUUGUAAUAGGAUCUCCCUUAGAGGAUGAUCAUCGGGGAGCUGUUUAUAUUUAUCAUGGCCGUGGCAACACAAUCAGUAAAAAAUACACACAGCGUAUUGCAUCAGGUGGAGAUGGGGAAAAAGUGAAAUUUUUUGGCCAGUCUGUGCAUGGAGAAAUGGAUUUAAACGAUGACGGGCUGAUUGAUGUUACCAUUGGAGGCCUUGGUGGGGCUGCCCUCUUCUGGUCUCGUGAUGUGGCUGAAGUAAAUGUUUCCAUGCAAUUUACACCCAAAAGCAUCAAUAUCCAACAACAAAAUUGUCAGAUAAAUAAAAGAAAAACAAUAUGCAUAAAUGCCACAAUUUGUUUUAAGAUCAGACUAAAAUCGAAGGAAGAUACAUUUGAAUCUGGUCUGCAGUAUUGGAUUACUCUUGACUCACAAAGACAAAUAUCUCGAAGCUUGUUCACAGAAAGCCAUGAGAGGAAAAUGCAAAAAAAUAUAACUAUCAAAGGAUCAGAAUGUAUUAAACAUAACUUCUACAUGUUGGAUAAGCCUGACUUUCAGGACUCUCUAAAGGUUUUGCUGGAGUUCAAUUUUUCUGAUCCAGAGAGUGGACCUGUUCUUGAUAGCAACCUGCCAAAUUCAGUAUCUGAAUAUAUUCCUUUCACAAAAGAUUGUGGAGCCAAAAAUAAAUGCAUUUCAGAUCUUGUUUUGAAUGUAAAAGCAAGCAUAGCUGGAGACAGCUCUUCUCCAUUCGUUGUAAAGUCACGCAAUGAUAAGUUCACCAUCCAGCUCUCUGUCAAGAACAAAAAAGACAGUGCCUAUAAUACCAGAGUUUUUGUUCAGUAUUCUCCAAAUAUUAUUUUUGCUGGCAUUGAGGAUAUACAGAAAGAUAGUUGUGAAUCUAAUCACAACAUCACCUGUAAAGUGGGAUAUCCAUUUCUAAAACCUGCAGAAGAGAUUUCCUUCAAAAUAUCAUUCCAAUUCAAUGCAUCGUAUCUCCUGGAAAAUGCUACUAUUCAUGUAUAUGCAACAAGUGACAGUGAAGAAUCAACCGAGACCUUGAGUGACAACAGAGGACAUGUUACAAUUCCAGUAAAAUAUGAAUUAGGAUUAAUAUUUUUAAGUGUUUUCAAAGAGCACCAUGUUAUAAUUGCAGCAAAUGAUACCAUCCCUACUGUUAUUAACACAACAGAGCAGAUUGGGGAUGAAGUUACUCUGCAUUAUAGGAUUGAAAACGGUGAAUACUUUCCAAUGCCAAACCUCACACUGCAGAUCUUAUUUCCCAAUGUAACAGCAGCCAAGAAUACUCUUCUCUACCUUACUGCAUUGUCACAUUCCCAAAAUGCCAUCUGCCAAACUAGUUACCCUGUAGAUCCCUUAAAGAUCAGCACUGGGAAACCAUUUGUGUUGCCAAAAAUAAAAGAACCUACAAAGGAUACAAUUAUGGACUGUGAUACAUAUAGCUGUGCAUCUAUUAAUUGUGCCCUGGUCCCAUCUGACAUAUCUCAAGUGAAUGUUUCAUUAAGAGUAUGGAAACCUAUCAUCAUAAAAGCAAAUAUUCACAGCUUAACCCUUGUUGUGAAAGCAUUACUUAGGAGUGAAAACUCAUCACUGAUUUUAAGAAAUGACCAUCAAAAACUGGAGACCAUGAUUAAGAUUUCCAAAGAACUCCCACCAGGUACAGUCCCCUUAUGGGUUAUCCUCCUGAGUAUCUUCACUGGACUCUUGAUUCUUGCACUGCUUAUAUUUGCUUUGUGGAAGGCUGGAUUUUUCAAGAGACCACUAAAGAAGAAAAUGGAGAAAUGAAGAAAAAAGCCAAUGCAG